Molecule: messenger RNA, 3255 nt
Organism: Nerophis ophidion (straightnose pipefish)
Lineage: Eukaryota; Metazoa; Chordata; Actinopteri; Syngnathiformes; Syngnathidae
Product: glutamate receptor ionotropic, kainate 1-like
Exons: 18
Coding region: 376-2952 (858 amino acids)
Biological process (GO): synaptic transmission, glutamatergic; modulation of chemical synaptic transmission; monoatomic ion transport
Cellular component (GO): postsynaptic membrane; kainate selective glutamate receptor complex; plasma membrane
Molecular function (GO): transmitter-gated monoatomic ion channel activity involved in regulation of postsynaptic membrane potential; kainate selective glutamate receptor activity
Source: RefSeq, a predicted model, not a curated record
GCGGAAGUAGAUCUACCGCAUUGAUUGCGACUCCCCCCGCGGAGAAGAAGAUUGCUGUUGGUUCGGAGCCACUUGGAAGAUUCUAGAGACUUUCCAAAGAUUACGCGGGCUGCGGGAGUCCGGGUCACGUGACCGCCGACGUUUCCAAGCCUUGGCGGAGGUUUUCGAGAGAUUUGUGUGGUCAAGUUGACGCGGGAGGAGACGAAGGUGCGAGGAGGUUCCUGCGGACUGUCAUGCUGGCCAAAAGUGGACCGACAUGGACUCUGGAGCCUUCCUGGUUCUCUGCUGGUUCUGCUGGUCCACGCGUGGAUCUGCUCAGCUCAAGUUCUUCGGAUCGGUGGCAUCUUUGAGACCCGCGAGAGGGAGCUGGUUAGCAUGGACGAGCUAGCCUUCAAGUUUGCCGUCAACAACAUCAACCGCAACAAGACGCUGAUGCCCAACGUCACGCUGACCUACGACAUCCAGAGGAUCAACUUGUUCGACGGCUUCGAGGCGUCCCGACGAGUGUGUGACCAGCUGGCCCUGGGGGUGGUGGCCGUGUUCGGACCGUCGCACAGCUCGUCGGUGAGCGCGGUGCAGUCCAUCUGCAACGCCCUGGAGGUGCCGCACAUUCAGACCCGCUGGAAACAUCCGUCUGUGGACAACAGAGACACCUUCUUCAUCAACCUCUACCCCGAGUACUCCGCCAUCGCCAAGGCCAUCCUGGACGUGGUCACCUUCUUCAAGUGGAGGAAACUCACCCUGGUCUACCAGGACAGCACCGGUCUGAUGCGCAUGCAGGAGUUGAUCAAGGCGCCCGCCAAACUCAACCUGAAGAUCAAAAUCCGCCAGCUGACGCCCGGCAACCAGGACGCCCGCCCGCUGCUGAAGGAGCUGAAGAAGGACAAGGAGUUCUUCAUCCUCUUCGACUGCUCCUACCACAUGGCCUCGGAGCUCCUCAAACAGCUUUCCUCCAUGGGAAUGAUGACGGAGUACUACCACUUUUUCUUCACCACGCUGGAUUUGUUCGCCCUGGACUUGGAGCCGUACCGCUACAGCGGCGUCAACAUGACGGGCUUCCGGCUGCUCAACAUCGACGACCCCUGGGUGUCGUCCACCAUGGACAGGUGGGCCCUGGAGAGACUGCAGGGGCCCAAGCAGGGCAGCGGCCUGAUGGACGGCGUGAUAACGACGGACGCCGCCCUGAUGUACGACGCCGUGUUCAUGGUCUCCGUGGCGUCUCAGCGCGCCACCCAGAUGACGGUGGGCUCCCUGCAGUGUCACCGCCAUAAACCCUGGCGCUUUGGCCCGCGCUUCAUGAACCUCUUCAAGGAGGCCCAGUGGGACGGGCUGACGGGUCACAUCGUCCUCAACAAGUCCGACGGCCUGCGGCGAAACUUCGACCUGGACAUCAUCAGCCUGAAGGAGGACGGCACUUCCAGGGGCGUCACGGAGGCCGGGAGUCGCCUCACCAAGAGGUGGAUGAAGAUCGCGGCGUGGAACUCGUACAAGGGCAUGAACCUGGUGGAUAAACCCGCGCGGGAGAAGAACGCCAACGUGACCGACUCCCUCGCCAACAGAACACUCAUCGUCACCACCAUCCUGGAGAACCCGUACGUGAUGCAGAAGAAGUCGGACAAGGAUCUUUUGGGCAACGAGCGCUUCGAAGGCUACUGCCUGGACCUCCUGAAGGAACUCUCCAACAUCCUGGGCUUCACCUACGAAGUCCGCCUGGUGGCCGACGGCAAGUACGGCGCCCAGAACGACAAGGGGGUCUGGAACGGCAUGGUCCGCGAGCUCAUCGACCACGUGGCCGACCUGGCGGUGGCGCCGCUGACCAUCACCUACGUGCGCGAGAAGGUCAUCGACUUCUCCAAGCCCUUCAUGACGCUGGGCAUCAGCAUUCUCUACCGCAAACCCAACGGCACCAACCCGGGCGUCUUCUCCUUCCUCAACCCGCUGUCCCCCGACAUCUGGAUGUAUGUCCUGCUGGCCUGCACCGGGGUCAGCUGCGUGCUCUUUGUCAUCGCCAGGUUCACACCAUACGAGUGGUACAACCCUCACCCAUGCAACCCGUCCUCCACGUUGAUCCAGAACAACUUCACUCUGCUCAACAGCUUCUGGUUUGGUGUGGGUGCUCUCAUGCGGCAAGGCUCCGAGCUGAUGCCCAAGGCCCUCUCCACGCGCAUCGUGGGCGGCAUCUGGUGGUUCUUCACCCUCAUCAUCAUCUCCUCCUACACCGCCAACCUGGCCGCCUUCCUGACGGUGGAGAGGAUGGACGCGCCCAUCGACUCGGCCGACGACCUGGCCAAGCAGACCAGGAUCGAGUACGGCGCCGUGAGGGACGGAUCCACCAUGACCUUCUUCAAGAAAUCCAAGAUCUCCACCUACGAGAAGAUGUGGGCCUUCAUGAGCAGCAGGAAGACCACGGCCCUGGUCAAGAACAACCGGGAGGGCAUCACCCGCGUGCUCACCACCGACUACGCCAUGCUGAUGGAGUCCACCAGCAUCGAGUACAUCAGCCAGAGGAACUGUAACCUCACGCAGAUCGGAGGACUCAUCGACUCCAAGGGCUACGGCGUGGGCACCCCCAUAGGUUCUCCGUACCGGGACAAGGUGACCAUCGCCAUCCUGCAGCUCCAGGAGGAAGGGAAGCUGCACAUGAUGAAGGAGAAGUGGUGGCGAGGCAACGGUUGCCCGGAGGAAGACAACAAGGAGGCCAACGCUUUGGGCGUGGAGAACAUCGGUGGGAUCUUCAUCGUGCUGGCCGCCGGCCUGGUCCUCUCCGUCUUCGUGGCCAUCGGCGAGUUCAUCUACAAAGCUCGCCGGAACGCCGACAUCGAGGAGGCCUUUUGUUUCUUCUACGGGGUGCAGUCCCGCCAGUUUCAGCGGCGCGGCUCCGGCUCCUCCUCGGGCACGUCCUUGUCCACUGACCUGGAGAGCGGCAGGCUGCUCGGCGAUGACACUGAGUAACCGUGGCAACUGUAGAUGAUAGCGUGCGUCUUUCCCGGCUCGGACGGAGGCCGCGGACGUCGUCCCCCGAGGUCCGAGGCGCAGUGCGUCUGUGGCCAAGGCGCGCAGGACUCCCGACACGUCGUGAGACGGGACUGAACCCAAACAAAACCGCCUUGUGUGCACUCUUAGAACGCUCGUGUGCCCAUCUUCCGUUCUUGUCUCCCAUUUGUGUGAUGGUCUUUACUUUGUUUAGUUUCACUUUCAAAGUCUGUUGAUUGUGGAAACCUCAUUGACCUUGACAGUAAAACAGUUUGAAAAACA